AUGAGUAGGUAAAGCAUACAAAAUACCUUAUCAGAUAAUAUAGAACUUCAAAAUAAAUCGUUGCAAGGAAAAAUGUUUUAUGAAAGUAUGAUUAAUUGCUUAAAAGGAGAUGAAGAUUUCAUAAAUAUCUCCUAGCCCUAUAACAACACAGAUAUUGAUGAAGGAAGAUAGAAGUCACAUGAAAUAUUAUAAAUACAAAGUAAACCAAUGCAUUUUGAUGUCAAAAAUUAAAAAAGGAAAAUAGAAAUUUCAGAAUUUAAAGAAGAUGAAAAAACUAUAGAAUCACAAAAUAAAAGUAACGAGACCUCUUAACGAAAAAAUAGUAUCAAAAGCAUUAAUUAACCUACACACAUCUAAUAGACAUAUGGUAGUAUUAAAAAACAGUAAAUUACAAACUCUUAAUCGAGUUAAGAGUAUUAUGAUAAGAUAAAAGUAGAAAUAAGCUUGGUAGAUAUAAAAAAGGACUCUAUAAAUCAUUAAGAAUAAUCUAAAAAUAUUUCUGAUCUUGAAGUAAACUGUCUUAGUGAAUCAUGUAUAAAAACUGAUACAAAGAUAUAAAAGAUAAGCUACAUAGGAAGGAAGAGCGUAUCAAAUUUUGAAAGAGCUAUUAAUAUGAUAAAUAAUAUUUUAGGUAAGUCUAUGAAUAGAGUCUAAAGAAUAAACAAACAUGUAAAUAACUUUAUAUAAAUACUAAAAAAUAAAAAAAAUAAUAGGUAGAUGAUAAAUUUGUAAGAAAAUGAAUAUAAGAUAAUCAAUGAUUUGGCGUUUUCUCAUAAAAAAAUAUUAAAAAGAAAUUUUUUCAGUAGGUAUUUGUAAUAAUUAUAUCGCUUUGCAAAAAUGAGAAUACCUAUUCCCUUAUUUAUGCCAACAAAUACUUUUAGAGUUUAUUGGGACAUUCUAUAAACUAUUUAUACUUAUUUAUUUAUAUACAUUUAUUCUAUAUUGCUUUUCUUUGCCAUGCAAGAUUAAGAUACAGUUUUUAUAAAGUAAUACUAUUUAUAUACCUUCAUAUUUUUCUUAGCUGACACACUUGUAACUUUUAAUACGGCCUACUUUAAAAAAGAUGUCAUUGUUACUAAUCGUAAACAAAUAGCUUGGAAAUAUUUAUCUUCUAGUGUUUUUAUUGCAGAUGCUAUAUCUUUAAUAAUUAUGGGGUCUAAAUUGAUGCUUUAAAACUCUCAUCUUGUUUAUAAUCCUGAUAACAGCUUUUAAAGUUUUGCAAUAAAUCUAUUAGUGUUUUUUAAAUUAAAAUGUGUUAAUUAGAAGAAAUAGAGAUUUAAUUAUGCAUUUACCUUAAAAGAUAAUUAAAAACAUAUUAUGAAAUUGCUUAAUUAAUUGCUUAGUGUUAUUUUCGUUGCUCAUUUGGUUUGCUUAGCUUGGUAUACUUUGGGUCAAUAUGAAAUUCAAAAAGGAUAUCCUGUUUCAUGGAUUUCAAAAUAUAAUUUGAAUGAUUUACCAUAUAUUCAAAUAUAUAUUUAUUCUAUGUAUUGGUCUGUUACUACUAUGACAACAGUUGGUUAUGGAGACAUAUCUGCCUGCAAUUAUAUAGAAGCGCUAUUUAUUACACUUUCAAUGAUUUUAUUUAGCUGUGUAUUCGCCUAUUCUAUCAAUAAUAUUGGAUUUAUUCUUUAAGAAAUAGAAAAAUCCUCUAAAGAGCUAAAUGAUAGUAUCACAAUCAUCUAAAGAUAUUUGAAAAGAAAAAAUAUAAAUGCAUUUCUAUAGAGUCGAGUGAGGCACUAUCUUAGUUUUUUAGCUAAUGAGCAAAAAGAUAGAAACUAAUAGUCUGAAAAUCAAAUUUUAUAAAUUCUAUCAAAUAAAUUGAGAAAUGAAAUAGUAGUUGAGAUUAACUCAAGAAUAUUAAAAAAUAAUGCUCUUUUUAGUGCUAAUUUCUCAUCUCAAAUUUUGAGAAAGCUAGUUUUUAUUAUGGAAGAAAUCAAUAUUUCUCCUAAUGAAAUUAUAUUUGAAGAAGGAGAUUAUGAUGACUAAUCAAUUUAUUUUAUAGAAAGUGAUAAUUUUUUUGGUGAGAUUUCAUUUUUUUCUGGUUUAGCUAGAAAUGCUAGUGCGAGAAGUAUUAAUUUAUCUACGCUCUAUAAAAUUAGUAGAAGCCGCUUUAUCAAUCUCAUUUAAGAAAACUAAGAAGAUUUCGAGAGAUUUAAAAUGAUGGAGAGUGCUAUGCCUGUAAAUGUAUAGGUCAUUUGGCCAAGGACUGUCCUAGAGAUUAAUGUUAACAAUAACUAAAUAACUUGCUAAGUCCUCAAAGAAAAUAUAAGAUAUUUUAAUACUCAAGUACAAAUUAUUUAUUAAACAGAUGAAGAUUCCUUUAACUAAUAUUCAGAUUAUGAAGAAAACAAAUUAGGUGAUUAAAAUUCUUCUACUAACUAAACUUCAUAGUCAUCAUUAAAAGAUAAUAGCUCUAAUAAAUCAAUUAAUGAAAAAUACAUGUUUAAAAGUGAUAGAAGUCUGAAUUCUACUUUAAAAGAUCACCAAGUCAAUAAUAAUAGUUUAAAGUUGAUAAAAUCUUAAAUUUAGAUUGGAAAGUAAUCCUCACAAGUAAAAAAUUAGAGAGACAGCUUAAAAGAUAAUAAAAUAAUUGAAAACCUAGAAAAUUUAUUGAAUAGUGAAAGACAAAAUAGUGGUAUAAAUAAUAAAGUAAUUAAUAAUAAAUCUUAAGAAACAAAUAAUUUUAAUAAAUUUGAUGAAGAUUAAACAAUGAUAUUAAACAUUGAAAAUGACCAAUAUUGUAAAGAGAGUUAAGAUAAAUUAGAAAAGAAUUCAGAAGAAUCAAGAGAAUAAAUUAAUCCAAGCUCAGAAUAAUUUGAGAAUUUAAUUUUUCAAAACAAAACACAUAAUUCUAAGGUGUAGAAUAAUUUAAGACUUUCAAAUUCUACCAAUAAAGAUUCGUCUCAUAAAAGCUUAUUAGAAAACAAUGAAGAAAAGACUAAAAUUAAACCUAAUAAACUUACCAUCAAAUUCAACUCAAAUAAUCAAGACGAUAGUAAUGUGAUUUAUCAAAGCUAGAAAAGCGAUGAAGAUGUUUAAAAGUAGAAUUAAGGUACUGAUGUUGCUGUUAAAAAACAAAAGACAAAAAAAAUUUUACAAUCAUAUAAAGAAAAGAGGCCUUCAAUAGAGAGCUCCUCUUAUAAUGGUAUUUAUAGUGCUUGUAUAGCUCAAAGCUUAGCAUUAAUGAGUGCUUAAAACUAAAUCAAUAAAUUUGAAACUACUGUAAAUAAAUUAGAUGAAAAACUUUAAACUAUUUAUGAAGGAAAAUCACUUUAAAAUUUAGAAAGAAAUAGUUUUUUGCAAAAUUUUAAAAGAAAUACAUCUUCUAUAUUUUCAAAUUUUUCAAAAAGAUAAGAAAGCAAUUAAAGAGAGAGUUUUUUUUCAAAUAAUGAUUUGAACAUCAUUAAAAAAUAUGAGAUUCAAAACACAUCUUAAAGUUUUUCACAAAAACCUAAAAACAGUAUAGAAGUAUUUGGGUAAAAUUCUUAGGUUUUUACCUAACACCAUCCUAAUCCUUAAAAAAUUCUUUAGAAAUUUUAUAAAAUGAUUGACGGUGGAGCUGAUGAUUAUUUGAAAUUAGAUAAUUAAAAAUCAAUCUAUCAAAGACUUUGUAACUCAGAUUUUGAUUAUUUUAUUUUAGAUUUCUUUGAUAUCAUGAAGAACUAUAAAAAAUUCUUUCCCCACAAUAACUUUACUAAUAUAUUCAGCUAUAAAAAUUCUACUUCACAAAAGCUGAAAAAGAAGAUUCAUUCAUCAUCUAAAAAUACAAAAUAGAGAAGAAAAAAUAUUUUUAUGCAACAAAAUUCGGUUAGAAAAUCAAUAUUUUGUAACUAGAUAAUUCAAUAGUCAUAAUUUUCUGAAACAGAUUAUGAAAAAUACAAGCCUACUUUCUUAUCAUAUGGUGUUUCAUAACUUACAGAAACUAUAUUUCCUAAACAUAAAAUAGAUAUUUCCUUAAAAAUUGUAUGA
Messenger RNA from Tetrahymena thermophila SB210, 3969 nucleotides. Its product is annotated as cation channel family protein. The record is from RefSeq and is a predicted model, not a curated record. Gene Ontology annotation, molecular function: monoatomic ion channel activity. Gene Ontology annotation, cellular component: membrane. NCBI's taxonomy places the organism in Eukaryota, Ciliophora, Oligohymenophorea, Hymenostomatida, Tetrahymenidae. The transcript is spliced from 8 exons. Gene Ontology annotation, biological process: monoatomic ion transport; transmembrane transport.